Molecule: messenger RNA, 1254 nt
Organism: Terrapene triunguis (Three-toed box turtle)
Lineage: Eukaryota; Metazoa; Chordata; Testudines; Emydidae
Product: C-type lectin domain family 2 member D-like
Exons: 4
Source: RefSeq, a predicted model, not a curated record
GGAACGUCUCUAGCUGCAAGCUCAGGAAACAUGCUGCAUGUACAGUCGCAGUGAGCGUUGUACUUGUCAUUCUGAUUGUUGCUGUUGUUGUUCUGGCAGUGCAGGUACUUAAAGCACAGCCCCAGCUUGUGGCCUGGUGCCCAGACGGCUGGAUCGGAUACCGAGGGAAAUGCUACUAUUUCUCCGAGGCUGAAGAGAACUGGAACAACAGCCAGAGACACUGCUCUGCACUCGGCGCUUCCCUGGCUGUGAUUGACAGCGAGCAGGACCUGGUUUUCAUGUUGCGAUACAAAGGCAUCUCCGAGCACUGGAUCGGCCUCUGGAGAGAGCAGGCGAGACAGCCCUGGAAAUGGGUGAAUGGCUCUGAUCUCAACAGCUUGUUCCUGAUAGGAGGAGGAAACUGUGCGUACCUGAAUGACAACGGCGUCAGCGCUUCAAGGUGCAUCACCGAGAGAAACUGGGUCUGCAGCAAACCUGAUGCGUAUACAAGCCAGAAAAAACGCGAUGCAGAGGAGUCGGGAGCUGAAAAGCCUCACAAUGGGCUACUAGAGAAACUGCCUCUCGCACAACUGGUCAACAGCUGAGUUUAUAAACAAGGGCUGAAGAAUAAAAUAGCAAAAUUUGCACUGGACGCUGGAUUAUUAGAUUAAUCAAACUGAAAAACAACAGGAGGAACUUCAGCAGGAUCUGGCCGCGUGAGAGGAACGGGCCACUCACCGGCAAAUGAAACAAUGUGACAAAUCUAUAAAGGGUCCAGCGGAGGAAGAAUUAGGCAUUACUCAUCCAUCUUCGUAGGUGCUAAUGCAAUUGCAACAACUCAGGAGACGGAGAGGGAUGAACUGCUGACCCCAUUGAAAUCUAUGCACAUUUUCCCUUUCAAUUCAAGGAGGCCAGCAUCUCCCCCAGGGGAGUCGUUGUAGAUCGCCCAGCGCAGACCUCGGCUGAGCGUGCAGCAGCUGAUGACAAAGCAAACAAGAUGUUGGGAUAUAUAAGGAAUGCACGAGGUGACAAUACAGAAAAUGCUCGGAUGUCAUUAUAUGAAUCAAAGGGACACCCUGAUGGGGAACACUGUGUCCAGUACGGGUCACCCAUCUCCAAAAGGACGCCGCAGAACUAGAGGAGGUUCAGACACCGGUAAGAAGAACGAUGGGAGACCAGGUGGGACUUUGUCAGAGAAUAAGGGGACGUGAACAAGGGAGAUUAGGGUGCUGCUAUUCAAUCCAUCUCUUGCUACAAGACCAAUGGGGCCGCAUA